Lingula anatina is the source of this 1279-nucleotide messenger RNA. RefSeq lists its product as uncharacterized. Lineage: Eukaryota; Metazoa; Brachiopoda; Lingulata; Lingulida; Lingulidae. The record is from RefSeq and is a predicted model, not a curated record.
CGGUGCUGCGCUGUUAGAAACAACUUAGGCGCAUCACUUAUUUUUCCAUCAAAAAUGUACUAAAAAAAGACUAAGUGGGAGCAAAAUUGAGGUGAGACGCGGGACAAAAUGGCUACGACCGGUGCAAUGGGACAAGACGGUAUUCUGAACAAUUUGCAUAGAGAGACGAUUUCUUGCGUCGACGCGUUUCCGCCAGCUAAAGUCCGUGCAAGAAAUACACUAUUAUUUCAAAGAAACAAAAAAGAGACCAAACAAAUCAGUGAUGACAAAGAUGCGGAAAGUGUUUACAAGAAUUUACUGGGAACAUACAUGAAGCUCCCAUACGAGCCCGAAACGGAAAUAAAUGAAAACGUUCAUCGGUGGCCUACGACUCUUCCUCUGUUGAAAACCAAAGUCAAAGCGUCGCCCACACCCCCACCUCGCUCUACCAUGACAGAACUAGGAACAGUGCCGGGUUGCUGCGGAUAUCACCGUAAACAAUAUCUCCAGCGUCUGAACUUGGACUACUCCCCUGAACCUGUCUAUCCUAAAGUGUUCCACUACCCAGAUAUUUUCGAACGCCACGUAAACCGCACGAUGCAGUUCCAGUCGCAGAGUCAGCUUCCCCUUUCCACCCUCAGCGUUCGCUGGCAAAACAAGAGAGACGACGUAGGCUACGACCCCCAAACACUGGAGGAAAUCCUCACCAAAUUUGGCCCAGUGAGAGAUCUGAUGAUGACUGGGCCUUGUAGCGCAAGGGUGGUCUUUGAGAACCUGUCCGACUGUUGUGAGGUCAUGUUGACGUCAGCUAUAGGCCGCGUGGAGAACCGCUUAAAGACGCACUGGUGGCACAAGUGUAUGACCAACAAGAUGUUCUUGAUGCGGCCACGUGGCUUGGCUGUGAAAUAUGACAACUUUGUCUAUAAUUACAAUCGUUAUUAAAUGGGGGUGGGGUGGAUGUGUCUUUAAUUUUGAUUUUUUUGUCACAAUCCGUUUAUACGCUAGUCUGAAGCAGAUCUCAAUUUCCUACUUUAUUGUCCACUUUGACUAAUAACAAUAAAAAUACAAACACACUACUGAAACAGAAACCGUUUCAAUGGACAAUUUCUGGUCUGAAAAAAUCUUUGCAACAAUUUAACACAUCACAAGCAUUAAAGACUUGGAAGCUGACGAAGUGUACUGCAGUAGACAGAUAAUAAAAAAGUGAUAAACUAUGAUAUGUGGAGUUAAUGAAUCCUCUGAAAACAAUUAAGAUCAUCGAAACGUUAGACCAAAUUUGUCCAAAAAAAAAAAAAAAAAA